Molecule: messenger RNA, 666 nt
Organism: Saprolegnia parasitica CBS 223.65
Lineage: Eukaryota; Oomycota; Saprolegniomycetes; Saprolegniales; Saprolegniaceae
Exons: 2
Coding region: 1-666 (221 amino acids)
Biological process (GO): cellular response to stress; cell redox homeostasis; response to oxidative stress
Cellular component (GO): cytosol
Molecular function (GO): thioredoxin peroxidase activity
Source: RefSeq, a predicted model, not a curated record
AUGAACGUGCGUGGCUUUGCCAACUUUGCCGCCGACGACGAGGAAGAGUUCGACUACAACGGCUUUGACUUUGGCGACGACGAAGACGAAGACGACAAGAUCAAGUACCCUGCCCAGAAGGCCUUUGUCGGCCAGGUCGCGCCCUCGUUCACGGCGCCGGCGGUCAUCCGCGGCGACAUUGACGAGCUCUCGCUCGAGAGCUACCGCGGCAAGUACGUCGUGCUCUUCUUUUACCCCAAGGACUUUACGUACGUGUGCCCGACCGAAAUCAUCGCGUUCAACGACCGCGCCGCCGAGUUUGAGGCGCUCGACACGCAGCUCAUCUGCGCGUCGAUCGACUCGCCCGAAGUGCACUUGGCGUGGACGCGCUUGCCGCGCAACGUCGGCGGCCUCGGCAAGAUGAAGAUCCCGAUGGUGUCGGAUUUGACCAAGUCGAUCGCGGCCAAGUACGGCUGCCUCAAGGAAGACGAUGGCAUUGCGUUCCGCGGCCUGUACGUCAUUGACCGUGAAGGUGUCGUCCAGAACAUCACGAUCAACAACCUCCCGGUCGGUCGCUCGGUCGACGAAGUCCUUCGCCUUGUGUGCCCGGCCAACUGGCAGCCCGGCCAGGCCACGAUCCAGGCCAACCCCAACGACGCGCAAAAGUUCUUCAAGAACGUCAAGUAA